AGGUGACUGUUUCUGGAGGAUUCUCUCGGAGUCGGAGGCAGAGGAGGAGCCGUGAGGCUCUUCCCCAGGUCUUCUUACGUUUGAUCCUCGCCCCUCUCUCUCUUCUCUCUCUCUCUCUCUCUCGCGGUUGCGUCAGGGACUCGUGUCAACUCGGUCCGUGGAGGAGCUUUGGUCCGUCCCUACGUUACCGGCGGCGGAGGAGGCGUUUAUGGUAUCCUGGCGGAAGCGGGGUUCCAAUGGCCGCCGGGGAGGAAAAGAUCGGCGAUUUCUACACGGUGCUGGGGCUCAGGAAGGAGUGCUCGGAGGCGGAGCUGAGGAUCGCGUACAAGAAGCUGGCUAUGAGAUGGCAUCCGGAUAAGUGCUCGGCUUCGGGAAACCAUCGAAGGAUGGAGGAAGCGAAGGAGAAGUUCCAGGAAAUCCAAAAAGCCUACUCUGUUCUCUCGGACUCCAGCAAGAGAUUUCUGUAUGAUGUGGGAAUCUACGAUAACGAGGAUGAUAAUGACGAAAAAGGAAUGGGGGAUUUUAUUGGGGAGAUAGCUCAGAUGAUGAGCCAAACGAAAUCUGGGGAGAAUGGUCAUGAUAGCUUUGAGGAGCUGCAGCGGAUGUUCCUGGAUAUGUUCCAGGACGACCUGGACGCCGGAUUCGGUGAUUCUUCCAUCCACAGUGGCCCCCAAGCUCGGCCAACCGACGGUCUCAAUUGCUCGAUGCCAUCAGGACUGCAGUUUGCUGAUGGAGGGAACAAUGGCAGCAACAAGAGAGGCAACUCGGAGAAGGCAAAGCUGGAUGGGUUGGAAAACAGUUCCACUGGCUUCUGCUUCGGGUUGAAUGAUGCAGGGCAGUCAUCAAAAGGAAAAGGAAGCGCUAAUAGCAAGAGAAGGAAUGGAAGAAAGCAGAAGGUCUCAUCCAAACAUGAUGUCUCAUCCAGUGAUGCUGAGGUCUCAUUUUAGAAGUUCGAGUUUAACCUCAUGUUUCCUUUUCUCUUAUUCUUUGGUGAAUUUGCCCAUGUUUUCAAUCCUCGAUAUGGAAAGGAAAACAUUUUGCCCGGGACCUGUCGGCCAUAUGGUGCAACUCUAGUUUCUCAACAUUGUGGACUCUCUGAUUUAAUUCAUCUUUUAGAUUGGAUAAAUGA
Molecule: messenger RNA, 1129 nt
Organism: Musa acuminata subsp. malaccensis (wild Malaysian banana)
Lineage: Eukaryota; Viridiplantae; Streptophyta; Magnoliopsida; Zingiberales; Musaceae
Source: RefSeq, a predicted model, not a curated record